UGAAACCGAUUUUUUUUUUUUUUUUGUAAUCAUCUCCCCCUUUUCUCAUUGUCUUUAUUCUUCCUCUUUCUUUCUUUUUUUUUUACAUAAACUUCCAUUAUAUAUCCAAAAUGCCAUCUAUUCAACUUCCAAAAGGAAAAUCACUUUAUGAUAUUCUUGAACUUGAAAAAAGUGUAGUAGAUAAGGACGACAGCGUGAUUAAAAAAGCAUAUCGAAAACUGGCAUUACAAUAUCAUCCUGAUAAACAAUCUCCCAAAGCAAAAGCGGAAGAUUUGGAACACGCGACUCAACAAUUUCAAUUGAUUGGUUAUGCUUAUUCUAUUCUUAACGAUAAAUCAAAACGCUCACAUUAUGACCUUACUGGAAGUCUUGAUGGGGAAGAUUCUUUUUUGACUGGUGAUAAGGAUUGGACUGAUUAUUUUAAGGAACUCUGGCAAGGUGUCGUCAGUGCUGAAACUAUUGAAGCUCAUGCUUUGAAAUACAAACAUUCAAAAGAAGAAGAAGAAGAUGUAUUGAAAUACUAUACGAAAUUUAAUGGAGAUAUGGAUAAAAUAUUAGCACAUGUGGAACAUAGUAUGGCUGCAGAUGUACCUAGGUUUAUGGAUCUAAUUCAACAAGGAAUUCAAGACAAAAAAGUGGAAAAGUAUUCUUUGUAUGAAAAGACAACCACCCGAUCAGCUCAAACAAGACGUAUCAAGCAAGAACAAAAGGAAGCGCGUAACAGUGAAAAGGAACAGCAAAAAAAGAAAAAAUCGGAUACAAAGACAGAUGAACCCAAUGUGGAUGAUAUACAAUCACUUGAAGCAAUCAUCAAAAAUAGGCAAAAAGAUCGGCGGUCUCAACUGGACUCGAUGUUGGACUCUAUUAUGGAAAACACAACAAAGAAACAGCAACCUAAGAAAAAGGAACCUUCAACAAAAACAACGACAAAAAAGACGACUACCAAACGCAAAUCAAACACAAAAGAUGACGAUAAUGAAGUGGCGACACCAGAUAACAACGAUGAAAGUGUAAAGAAAAGAAAAACGGUAGCCACCAAAGCAUCGACAAGUACGCCAUCGAAAAAGACAAACAAGAACAAAACAAAAUCUACCAAAUAGGUCCCGUUUUUUUUUCUCUUCUUCUUCUUUACCAAAUUAGUGUCUAGGUGUUUCCCUUCUCCUUUUUCUUUUUAGGUUAUACCUUUAUUUUUUUUUUUUUAAUUUCAUCACUUUUAGUUGUUACUAUUGUCUUCAUUUAUCUUCUUCAUUUGUAAAUAAACAAAAUCCAAAAAAUAUUUUUUUUUAUUAUCUAUUCCAUUCAUGAUGAAUGAAAAGAAUCGAAAUGAAAAUUCUUUGUACACACUUUUUUAAUAAAAUAUGAACAUUGUCUUUGUUUUU
Molecule: messenger RNA, 1379 nt
Organism: Halteromyces radiatus
Lineage: Eukaryota; Fungi; Mucoromycota; Mucoromycetes; Mucorales; Cunninghamellaceae
Product: DnaJ domain-containing protein
Exons: 2
Coding region: 111-1100 (329 amino acids)
Cellular component (GO): cytoplasm; nucleus
Molecular function (GO): heat shock protein binding
Source: RefSeq, a predicted model, not a curated record